Bubalus bubalis (water buffalo) is the source of this 4167-nucleotide messenger RNA. It is a transcript of the gene TBCK, whose product is annotated as TBC1 domain containing kinase. Bases 286 to 2871 code for a protein of 861 amino acids. Gene Ontology annotation, biological process: activation of GTPase activity; protein phosphorylation. The record is from RefSeq and is a predicted model, not a curated record. The transcript is spliced from 25 exons. Lineage: Eukaryota; Metazoa; Chordata; Mammalia; Artiodactyla; Bovidae. Gene Ontology annotation, molecular function: GTPase activator activity; protein kinase activity; ATP binding.
GGUAGCUGGGAGAGCUGGGAGCUGUCAACGGAGAGCGCCGGGCUCGCGCUCCUGGCCGGAUUCCGAGCUGGCAACCCCCGCUGACUUCGCUCGCGGGCAGAGGGCAGUCUUGGAGCUCCCGGAGCUCCAGGAGCAGCCUGUUUUGUAGAAGUACCUGCAGUGCGCAGCCUGGUGCCCUAAGCAAUAGCGACAACACCAGCCACAGCGACAGCUCUGGGGCCCUGUGUAGCAGCUGCAUCCCCUUGUCUUUUGUCUGCCUGCGUCCCCAGACCCAGAGGCCACUUCAUGAUAAAAUGCUGGACUCCAUUUGUUUUGGAAACUAUACUGCUAGACCCCUCAGGAUCUUCAGAUUACCUGGGAAGACUUAGGACACCAAGAAUGUUUCCCUUGAAGGAUGCCGAAAUGGGUGCCUUUACCUUCUUUGCCUCUGCACUGCCCCAUGAUGUCUGUGGAAGCAAUGGGCUUCCUCUCACACCAAAUUCCAUCAAGAUUUUGGGGCGCUUUCAAAUUCUCAAGACCAUCAUUCACCCCAGACUGUGCCAGUAUGUGGAUAUUUCUAGGGGAAAGCACGAGAGAUUGGUGGUGGUAGCUGAACACUGUGAACGGAGUCUAGAAGACUUGCUCCGUGAAGGGAAACCCGUGAGGUAUCCAUCAUACUUGGCACCUGAGGUAAUUGCGCAAGGAAUUUUCAAAACCAGUGAUCAUGUGCCAAGUGAAAAACCAUUGCCUUCUGGCCCCAAAUCAGAUGUCUGGUCUCUUGGAAUCAUUUUAUUUGAGCUCUGUGUGGGAAGAAAAUUAUUUCAGAGUUUGGAUAUUUCUGAAAGACUAAAAUUUUUGCUUACACUGGACUGUGUAGAUGACACUAUAAUAGUUCUGGCUGAGGAGCAUGGUUGUCUGGACAUUAUAAAGGAGCUUCCUGAAACUGUGAUAGAUCUUUUAAAGAAGUGCCUCACCUUCCACCCUUCCAAGAGGCCAACCCCAGAUGAAUUAAUGCAGGACAAUGUGUUCAGUGAAGUGUUACCCUUAUACCCUCCCUUUAUCAAACCUGCCAGCCUGUUUUCUUCUUCUCUGAGAUGUGCUGAUUUGACUCUGCCAGAGGAUAUCAGUCAGUUAUGUAAAGAUAUAAACAGUGAUUACCUGGCAGAAAGAUCUAUUGAAGAAGUGUAUUACCUUUGGUGUUUAGCUGGAGGUGACUUGGAAAAAGAGCUUGUGAACAAGGAAAUCAUUCGAUCCAAACCACCUAUCUGCACACUCCCCAAUUUUCUCUUUGAAGAUGGUGAAAGCUUUGGACAAGGUCGAGAUAGAAGUUCACUAUUAGAUGACACCACUGUGACACUGUCAUUAUGCCAGCUAAGAAAUAGAUUAAAAGAUGUUGGUGGAGAAGCAUUUUACCCUCUACUUGAAGAUGAUCAGUCUAAUUUACCUCAUUCAAACAGCAAUAAUGAGCUCUCUGCAGCUGCCACUCUCCCUUUAAUCAUCCGAGAGAGGGACACAGAGUACCAACUAAACAGAAUCAUUCUCUUUGACAGGCUGCUAAAGGCUUAUCCAUAUAAAAAAAAUCAAAUCUGGAAAGAGGCAAGAAUCGACAUUCCUCCUCUUAUGAGAGGUUUAACCUGGGCUGCUCUUCUGGGAGUUGAGGGGGCUAUUCAUGCCAAGUAUGAUGCAAUUGAUAAAGACACUCCAAUUCCUACAGAUAGACAGAUUGAAGUGGAUAUUCCUCGUUGUCAUCAGUAUGAUGAGCUGUUAUCCUCACCAGAAGGUCAUGCAAAAUUUCGGCGUGUCUUAAAAGCCUGGGUCGUGUCCCAUCCUGACCUUGUGUAUUGGCAAGGUCUUGACUCACUUUGUGCUCCGUUUCUAUAUUUAAAUUUCAAUAAUGAAGCUCUGGCUUAUGCCUGUAUGUCUGCUUUUAUCCCCAAAUACCUGUACAACUUCUUCUUGAAAGACAACUCGCAUGUAAUACAAGAGUAUCUGACUGUGUUCUCCCAGAUGAUUGCAUUUCAUGAUCCAGAGCUAAGCAAUCAUCUCAAUGAGAUUGGAUUUAUUCCAGAUCUCUAUGCCAUCCCUUGGUUUCUCACCAUGUUUACUCAUGUAUUUCCACUGCACAAAAUUUUCCACCUCUGGGAUACCUUACUGCUUGGGAAUUCCUCCUUCCCAUUCUGUAUCGGAGUAGCAAUUCUUCAGCAGCUGCGUGACCGACUUUUGGCUAAUGGCUUUAAUGAGUGCAUUCUUCUCUUCUCGGACUUACCAGAAAUUGACAUUGAACGCUGUGUGCGAGAAUCAAUCAACCUGUUUUGUUGGACUCCUAAAAGUGCUACUUAUAGGCAGCAUGCUCAACCUCCAAAGCCAACAUCUGAUAGCAGUGGAGUCAGAAGUUCAACACCUUAUUUCCCCACUGAGUGUCCAGAUCCUCCAAAAACAGAUCUGUCAAGAGAAUCCAUUCCGUUAAAUGACCUAAAGUCGGAAGUAUCACCCCGGAUUUCAGCAGAGGACCUGAUUGACUUGUGUGAGCUGACAGUGACUGGCCACUUCAAAACACCCACCAAGAAGACAAAGUCCAGUAAACCAAAGCUCUUGGUAGUCGACAUCCGGAAUAGUGAAGAUUUUGUUCGGGGUCACAUUUCAGGCAGCAUCAACAUUCCAUUCAGCUCUGCAUUUACUGCUGAAGGGGAGCUUACCCAGGGACCUUACACUGCCAUGCUCCAGAGCUUCAAAGGGAAGGUCAUUGUCAUCGUGGGGAAUGUGGCAAAGCACACAGCAGAGUUUGCAGCUCAUCUUGUGAAGAUGAAAUAUCCAAGAAUCUGUAUUCUAGAUGGUGGCAUUAAUAAAAUCAAGCCCACAGGCCUCCUCACCGUUCCUUCUCCUCAAAUAUGAAGAACAAGAGCAUCGCUGUUAAAAGGACAGAGUAGCCUCACCCCCCACAGCACACUGUCCACACCCUUGCCACUCUGACAGAGCCAGACUUCCAGAUUGUUAUGUCUUCAUAAAGUUUUGUCAUGAGACAUUUAUUUUUUAAAAUGCAUGACCCAAAUGUUCAGCUAUCCAGGAAUCAAACUUGACUGUACAUGUAUUGCUGAAAGAAUUUUCUUAAUGGUGAAAUCCAACCAUGUAUUUUUACCACAUCAACACAAAGCCAGAAGAAUUCAACUGACGAGGCAGGUUUAGCAUUAUCAAGAAAUCUUGUUGCACUGGAAAGGCUGUCUUCCCACAACACUGAACAGACAGUCCUAACAGCGGUAUUCUUUAGAAAUAUAGACUGAAUGUGGGCUGAAAUCAUUCUCCCAUGAUAAAGAAAAGUGAAAAGCUAUUCACCAUACAUUCCUUAUAAGUACAUGUUACAUUUGGUAACUCAUUUUUGGCCCAGACACGUGUGUGUGUGUGUGUUUAGAGGGAGCAUUAUUUAGCCCAUUGGAGAAAGUAAUAACAGUUCUAAAAAAAUGACAGUCAGAAACUAUUCAUAUUAUAUAGAAUAUUGUUCCCCUUCUGUAGCUGAGACACUAAAAAUAAAAGUGACUUAGACAAAAUAGAACUUUAUUUUUCUCUCAUGUAACACCCUACAGAGUCAAUGUAGGGCUAGUGUAUUGAAUUCAUAGUUAUUAAGAACUCAGGUGUCUUUUUUCAUUGAUCUACCACCCUCAACACUGGGUUUCUAUCUCAUAGAUCAAGGUGGCUGUUCAACUCCCACUAUCACAUCCGCAGUUUGGAAGGAAGGGAAUCUCAGAGGAGGGAGGAGGAAAAAGAAGAGAAGGUAAAAAUAGGAAGAAGAGAAGGGAGGGCAUGUUCCUUCUCUUUAAGGGCACAAACCAGAAGUUGCACACGUUCCUUCUGCAUACAUACUAUUAGCCAGAACUUAGGCAUGUGGCCACAAUUAGCUAUCAAGAAAACAUGAAAUAUAGUUUUGACUGGGCAGUCAUUUACCCAGUUAAAGUUUUUAUUACUGUUUAGGAAGAGGAGAACACAUUGAAGGACAGCUGGCAGCCUCUGCCACAUAAUCCUAAAAAUCAGACAUUUCAUUGAAUCUAAGAUAUAUCACAAUUUUAUGCACCAUGAAGAAAGAAAAAUACAGCCAAAUAAACUGUGACACCCUAUCAAUUAUAAGAUUCAUUUCCAUUUCAGAAAUGUGAAAAAAUAUGCAUAUUAGAAUUAUUAAAAUAUAGUAUGUCUUUUUGA